Messenger RNA from Phyllostomus hastatus (greater spear-nosed bat), 895 nucleotides. Its product is annotated as complement factor H-like. The coding region runs from base 52 to 708 and encodes 218 amino acids. The record is from RefSeq and is a predicted model, not a curated record. Lineage: Eukaryota; Metazoa; Chordata; Mammalia; Chiroptera; Phyllostomidae. The transcript has 4 exons.
CACAACACCACGGAGCACGGCUGGGAUAUUUUUGUUAAUACACCAUCGGGGAUGCCCAACAUGCUGCUGUCCCUGAUCAGUGUCAUUGUCACUUUGUGGGUCUCCCAGGCUCAUGGACAAGAAACAACCUGUGAUCCUCCAACUAUUGCUCAUGGUCUCUACACACAGAACAGGACCAAAUACAGACUGGAAGAUGUAAUCACAUACCGCUGUGACAAUGGCUUUUCUCCUUUAACCCGAAGGAAUGAGACAAGAUGCACUGAUGGAGGCUGGGCACCUCCUCCCAGAUGUAUCCUUAAGUCUUGUGAAUUUCCAGAAAUAAAACAUGGAGUCCUCUAUAGGGAAGACGUAUACAGAAAACAUUUUCCCACUCCUGUGGGACAAUGGUAUUACUAUGCCUGUGAGGACUACUAUGUGACUCCUCUCACACAGCUGAACUGGGCUACGAUCACUUGUACACCAGAGGGAUGGUCUCCUAAGGUUCCCUGCCUCAGAAAAUGUGUUUUCAAUUAUUUGGAGCAUGGACAUUCCCCACCUGAUGGACAAACAUAUUUACAGGGUCAGUCUGUAAGCGUUACCUGCCAUCCUGAUUACAGUCUCCCAAACCAGCAGACCACAAUGACGUGUAUGGAGAAUGGUUGGUCGCCUCCUCCCAAAUGCAUCAAAAAGAAAGCUCCUCCAAGAUACAAUCUGUUUAUGAUUUUCUGAAUCCAAGACUUAUCUCUGUGGAAAGUAUUAUGUAUCAAAUCUCAAGCUGAGUGUAUCAAGGCUUUUUUGUCUUAAAGGCAUAAAUGCAAUUCCACUCUAAUUGUGUCUAAGCACUUUUAAAUUUUUAAUAAUCAAUAGAUUAUGUCACUUUAUUGAAGUAAGUAACAGUAGAACUAUUCAUCAUGAA